Molecule: messenger RNA, 1344 nt
Organism: Paramecium tetraurelia
Lineage: Eukaryota; Ciliophora; Oligohymenophorea; Peniculida; Parameciidae
Exons: 3
Source: RefSeq, a predicted model, not a curated record
AUGAUGAAAGUAAUAAGUAGAAUGUCUUCAUUGAUUCUAAAGAAAUCAGAUGAUAUGAUUCUUUUUGCUCAUGAUAAUCCAGUUAAAUUAGGCGAGACAUUAAAGUUUGGAAAUUCAUUUGGAGUAGUCAUGUCCAUUUUUGAAAGGAAUCAAUUAGCAUUAUUAUUACAACCAUCAGAAGUAUUAGAACCUAUUCAACAUGUCGAUUCAUUAAAGGCUUAUCCCUAAAAUGAUAUUUGUACGAUAGCAGACAUAAAGGAAUCAAAUGAAAAUACAACAGAUGGCAAAAAAUUACCAAAAAGAGUCCUUCCAUAGAAUUAAAUUUUAACACAUAAUGUGUAUAUCGAUCUCUUUCAUCCGAUUACGUAUGGGCAAAUGCUUAUCAUUAAAGAUAAAGAGCUUCUAAAAAAGUUGAACUCUUUCGAUUAGAUUAUCUAUUAUGGGAAAUCUCCAAUCCAGACAACCACUUGGUUUAAACAUGCAGAAAAUUAAGGAUCUAAUUAUUUUUUACCAAAAUACGCAUUAUAAUAUGCCAAAUAAGUUGCAAAGUCUAAUAAAACGUUAUUAGUUAUGGAUCAAAUUUAUGAUCAUUUUGUUGCACACUAAAAAUUAUAAGAGACAAUUCAGUCUUAUGUUUACGAGAGAACCACCAAAACUGUGUACUUGUCAAAUCUUUUAAAAGAACUUUCGGACUCAUGUGGCUAUAGACCUGGACAUAGUAAUCUUACUGUCGCUGUUUUACAAAAAGAUUCUUGUGAAGACUUGUUAAAUGAUGAAUUAGAGAAAGAAUUAGAAUCAUUGCAAUCACAUACUCCUUCAGCAACUUUAGCCAAACCAAGUCCAUUCAGUUUGUAAAUUCAAAGUCCUUUGUAUUAUCAUCUCGCAUAAGAAUUGUAUGAGAUUCUAGCAUAACACAAUGAAAAAAAGGCUGAAUACUUAUAAAAGCAAUAGUUAAAGAUUCAUAUUGAUCCUUGGGACUUUUAUUAAUAUUUUGAUUGCAAACCAAUUGUGUAAAUGAUCAACUUAUUCAACCAGUAGAAUAGUCAAGAACAUGAGUUAACAAUCUUAGUAGAUUUCUCAGUUAAAGCAUUCAAAGAUGAGUUAAUCUGUCAACUCAAAGGUUCUCCCAAGGAAAUUUUGAAUGACCUUCUUGCCUUUUCUUCUACAAUCAAGGAGUUUGAUGGAAAGACUUUUGCAGAAUUUUAUUACGAAAAAAAAAAUGAAUUAGAUAGUAAUUAAUUUAAGAAUGCAAUUAUUGAAUGCUUAGGAAGGUUUUAUGAAUUAUACAUGAUUCAUUUAAGAAUGACAGAUUAAUUGUUAUAAUACAAAAAGGAUUACAUUUGA